This is a messenger RNA of Capsicum annuum, 1488 nucleotides long. Its product is annotated as zinc finger protein 4. Bases 479 to 1228 code for a protein of 249 amino acids. The transcript has a single exon. The record is from RefSeq and is a predicted model, not a curated record. Gene Ontology annotation, biological process: negative regulation of abscisic acid-activated signaling pathway. Lineage: Eukaryota; Viridiplantae; Streptophyta; Magnoliopsida; Solanales; Solanaceae.
AGUCUGCAGAGAAAUGCAUGUUUUGUUUGUCCGAGCUCGGAACUUGAUUACGUUAUACUGUUCUACAUGUAGCAUGUAUUUCUGAUGUAUGUGAUUUUGCUUUAGACCGAUAGAUCACUCUAGUACUAGAAUUCAUCGAGCAAAUCAUGUUGAAAAUUGUUGAGAUGAAGUCCGGGCAUACUUGUUCUGACAUUAUCUUGAAAAUUUUCUAUAUGGCUCGUCGAAUCCAUUAGCCGCGUCUUCAAGCUAGUGUUUGCCAUUGUUCAACUGUCUUUUUACUGGAAAGCAUUGAACGUAUGCUGUAAUGAUUUCUGCUAGCCAACGGAUGGCAGGGGAGGUUAUUUUGUCAUUCGGAAAAUGAUUUACUUCACUGUACCUGCAGGUUGAUCAAGGACCGGAAGUCAUCAUCGAGUAACUAUUUUUCGACCUGUUAUUAUUGUCGAAGUAUCAAAUCUGUACCCGAUUUUUAUUGAGUAAGAUGAAGCCCCCAAAUUUUAAUCUUGAAUCGGAGGAAGAUGAGUCCGAAGUCAGCAGCAGCCAAGUUGCCUCGAAUAUUUCUGCCCAAGAAAUUUCUCCCGAUCCGUAUAGGGACAGCACUACCAAUUCAUCUUGUCUGACGAACUCGAUCAAUCUUCAUCAAGAGCUAAAACCGGUUACUCUCGACUUGACUCUUGGCUUCAACUGCAGUGAUACCGAGCUGAAGGUCAAUCCAGAAGCUGGCGAUGAAGUUGUGCCGCAUCCUCCGGCUGCACCAGUAUCGAGGAUAUUCUCGUGCAACUUUUGUAGACGCAAGUUUUACAGUUCACAGGCGUUGGGAGGACAUCAGAAUGCACAUAAGAGGGAGAGGACUCUAGCGAAGAGGGCAAUGCGGAUGGGAAUACUAUCGGAGAGGUACGCUAGCUUAGCAUCGCUCCCACUUCACGGUUCUCCAUAUCGAUCUCUUGGCAUCGAAGCUCAUGCUUCCGUCCACCAACGAGCCUCACAACAACACGAAAGGCAUAUGCAUGCUGCUAUUAGAGGUGGGGCAAGAUUCGAACAAGGCUACUUCGGUGUGCCAGUAUACAUGGACGAUGAUGAUGUCGAGAUGUUUUGGCCCGGGAGCUUCCGGCAAGUUGAUGCGGUCAGUAGCAACGUCGUCGGGCUUAAUUCAGGUCACCUAGUAGCAAUGGCACCACCACCUAGUAGGACACAACCACCAUCAUUGCCUGAUCUUAAUUUGAAACUAUGAACACUCUUGCCAUUCACAUUUCGAUAUCUAUAUUUCGCGGUCCUUUUCCCCCCCCAAAAAAAAACGCGGUGUUGUGUUACAUUCGCGCUGUAUUGUACAGUGAGAUUGAAUCGAGAUUUCGAGUUUUAUCGCGUUAAUUAGACUGUUUUUAUUCCAGAAAUGUGCUUGAUUCAUAACUUUGUUUAUAUAACUUGUACAAGAUCAUAAGGAAAUUUUCACAUUUUUGGGAAUACUAUUGAAUACCAUCUACAUAUUUUGUA